CUGGUCCGCCGGCUGCUCGUGCCAACAUGGACGAGGGCAACUCGGAACCGCAGACGAAAAAAAGACGACGCCUGGAACCGCCGCAGACUUCACCGGUCGCCGUUGCGCCCGAUGGCCAGGUACUUGGCUCGAGGAAGACGACUGACAACGUCCAACAUGGGAGUCCUAAACGCGAGUCUAUGUCGCCUUCGCUGCAGUCAUCUCAGGGAGUCACGGAAGUCGUGGUGCAUCAGCAAGCACCACAAGGCGUGGACGACGACGAACCAGUGCAGGUUAAAUACGAGGUCGUCGAAGAAGUGGUGGCCUACGAGACUUGUCCGGCAACUAUUAUGGCCGGGCAAAUCACCGAUGAGGAUCAGGUGGACAAUGACGCCUCGGAUAACGCUGUACAGUCACCAACGCUGGUACCGGCCAUAGUCUCAGUCGGCGCGGUCGAAGAUGAGGACGCCGGCACGACGCCCAGCGGCUCUCCCGAGCUGGCCGAGCUGAGAGUGGAAUGGCCUGUGUCUCCGUCGCAGGCGGCCGUGGUGGUCGGCGCUGCGCACCCGGACGGCCUGCAGGAAAUGUACGUGCUCGACCCGUUGGCGCAGCCCACCCCCGAACAGCUGGCGGCCGUCGGUGCCGUUGGUCCCGAUCACAUGCCUUGCGACUACCGCAUGAUGACGCUCAACCAGGGCUCUCCAGGACCCCACGGCGAGUUCCAGGAACUGCCGCCGCCCCACCACCACCCUCAGGCGCAACCCUACCUACUCGCCUCUGCCGACGGCAGUUACUCGGUGCGAAUCCUUUCGGACGAUGGCCAGACCCUGGCUCAGACUGAGCAGCAACACUUGAAGCUCGUCAAGGGCAGUGCCGGCCGUGGAGCAGCGGUCGUGGUAGACGGCAGCGGCGGUGCCGGUGAAGUGUUGCACGGCGAGGUGUUCCUUCCGUCGACUGUAGACAUUGUGCCGAGGACGACUGCGUACGGACACCACGCAGGUGUGAUCGCCACCGCGGCGCCGGUCACCACGGUGCUCCCACCAACCGCCGCCACCACUGCGGGAACUACCUUUCUUUCCAGGGACGUCAGCUACGUGUUGCCCCAACAGCAGCCUCAGCAGCAUCACCAGCGCCAGCAGACACCCACGACGGUGCAUCAGCCGGUGCAACAACAAACGCAGCCGCCCCAGACGCAGCCGCAACAGACUCAUCAGUCCAGGGGCUCCAGGAGCAGUGGCCGGACGAGGGAUAGAACCCGAAGUUCGAGCACGCUGAGCCGCGAGGAGCAGAAGCGGAACGCAUGCGACCGUGAGCGGAGCCGCAUGCGGGACAUGAACCGCGCGUUCGACCUUCUCCGAGAAAAGCUGCCCUUCUGCAAGCCGCCCGGAAAGAAGUUCUCCAAGAUAGAGUCUCUCAGGAUGGCCAUCAAGUACAUCGGACAGCUGGAGUCGGUGCUGUCUUCCCAGUCGUCGACGCCAGCGGGCGCAGCUAGCGGCCAGCACUACGACCCGUCAUUUUUCUCAUCCUCUGUGUGGGCGUCCGCACCAAACUACUACAGCUGGAUACGACAGGACGUAGAGAACGGUGGACCGAGCGGCGGCGGAGGAGGUGCCGGAGGUGGCGCUGCCGGCGCAGUGGGUCAGGCAAACAACGGCAUGGUGGUCGACUCGGCAACUGGUAACCCGAGCGCAUUCUCGCCGCCCAGCCCCAAGUACUUCGCAAACUGCGACAAGGUCAAGGAGGUGACCAUGACGGCCGACGGCGCCUACUGGCACGGAGACGGCACAGCACAGGCGGCGCAGUUCGUCUACCAGUAGGACAGCAGCGGAUCCGCUGUGUCACCCAUCUGCACGCCGCCACGCCAUAUUGUCUUGGAGCUAUGUACAAAACCUGUAUAUUGUUGUUCUAGUCAGCCGGCCUGACCCCCGCCACGGAUACAGGGCAGGCUAGCUUACUUGUCUUCUGUUCUUGUUUUUCGGCCCUCAAACUGCCGAUGGUUGUGUGACAAUCGAAAAUAUUUGUUGUUUGUUUUACGACUGAUGGGCCGACUAAAUUCACAGUGCCCUACGCCACUAUAUGAAUGACCCGCACCAGCCUAUACCGGUAGCAACUCGCUGUCGCUAAUUUUGUCGCCGGCCAGCACGUGUUAGCCAGCUAAUCAUAAAAGCCGAGGUGUUGGCCAGUAAGAAAAUUAGUUGCUUCGAGCUGAACGCCGGCCUAAGUGCUCCUAUGUCCAUAUUCAUAAGUAGGAGCGGUUACAGGCCAAGGGACAAGUUGUUAACUGCCGAACGGCUCAUGAAAAACAUUAUUUCUACAUUAUUCAUUUCGUGAUUCCAGGCUGUUGAUCCACAAUGAUUUUCGUCAGUAAGGUCGUUCCAUGAAGGCUAGAACGUUAGUUGCAGCCUCGUUUGUCAUAGUUAUUUUCUAUUGUUCAAAGAAGGCUUCUUUAUGGUAGAAACAUGUUAGCGGUUCAACAUGAACGAAUUAAAGUGACGGCGAUUUGCUGACCAACGUACCAAUUUUUAUGUAACAUUUAACAUAAUUUUUCAAGUCCGUAGACGAACUUAUAAGAUAACAUAUUCGCUACCCGCUACCUCAAACUCCUUUUCUAUCAUUUGGCGAUCUCUUCGGGCUUCCUUAAAGCAAACGAUGUGCUCUAAUUCGAGGAAGAGGUGUCAGCAUUUUCGCAAACGCUGAUGGAAGAUAAUGGUCCUUUUUUAUCGUGUACGAGUGGCUCUGAAAGUAUGUGCCCAUGGAUACACCAUGUUAAACAUUCCAAAUAUUUAUUUUUGUUCAUCUGGCUUUCCUUUUACACUUUCACAUUCCAAUAUCUCGGCUUUAGUGUGUCAGGAAAUGACACGUGUACACUGACCGAGCUAGUCAAUGUCGCUAUGCGACACAAGUUGAAAGUUAGCUGCAGUCACAGAGGAUUGUAGCCAGUUUUGCUAGUGAAGCAUAGUCUACCACAUUUAUACCUGCAUUCCAACUUUUUUGGCAGGGUUGACGCCGUUUUUAAUAUGCAGGGCUAGUCGGCGCCAUGACUUGAGACUGACAGCGAAAAAAAAUUGAACUCGUGUUGAGAUGCCGCGUGGAAGUGAAUCUGCAUGCUCUGGAGCAUAGAGGUUAAAUACUAGACGACGGUUGAGUUUCUAGUAAGUAGACGUUGACCUGGCGAUUGCAAGGCGUGGUAUGAGAUGACGUGACACUGAUGCAACAUACUACUUGAGGACUUGAGCAUUACGGUCACGUAGCGCAACAAUGACAGGAUUACUGCAGGACCUGAACAACACAUGGUGAUGUCAUUUCCAAUCAAUUAGCACAUAACCUUUCUGUUAAUUAGCUUAACAUUUCUCUUCGGCUAUGAAACAUCAACAGCCACCGAUAGGAUGCGCCUGGCUUUCUCGAUGUUUUGCGUAAAAAAAACAACAAUAAGAACUGAGCCCAAAGAACACGCCUAAUGCAUCAAUGUUAACAGUGCUAACUCAAAAUGGCACAUCCAGUCCUGCAGGUACUAUACUGUCAAAGUUCUUCCAGUGUUUCUACGCAUGUCAAAGCUGUGAUAAAGCUUUAUAACGUUUUGAAUAAGCUAUUAUUAUUCCCAGAGCUCUGUCUACAAACAUAUCUAUAAAUUGAACAACAGCACCACGGAUUCGUUAUUGACAUUACCACGUCUGAGCUUGAUGGAUCAGCAGAGUCAAGAAAAAAUUAUGGACUUGAACAGCACUCAAUGCAAUUCGAUGCUUUGAGCCAAUCGUCCAUCUUUAUUUACACAGCUUUUUGGCCUAUGAGUUAGGACUAAACAAAAUAGUGUUAAAUCUUAGCCUGAUAGGCAUUAAACAGUGCGGAAAUAAUUUAUUUGUAAAUUAGUGGCUCUAAUAAGCACUAUACAUAGAAAAUAUUGCAGAAUUUCAACGCGUUACAGAAUAUUUGAAAAGCUUUGUUACAUCGUUGUGGUCCACGGAGUCAUGUGCAUUAACAUUUGAAAGAAUAUGGAGGUUUGUUGUCAUCUAUAUAUACAUGUGUGUAUGCGUCCACGCAAAUAUGAUUAUGAAAAAACAUGAAGAUGUCGUCGAUUAUGUCUCCGUUCGUUCAGCUUCUAUAAUAGAUAUACAUUUUUGAUCUCUUCGUCGCUCAGCGACUUCUUUAGCCCCAAUUCCCAUCGACCAGAAACAUUCCGUGCUUGGAAAGCCAGCCAAUUUUAAAUACGAAUGAAUUUCUUAGUCGGACUAUGUCAUGCGUCCGUCAGGAUUCGUCCACCGCCCUCUCCCAUAGCGACAGCAGCGGGCCCGCGCCCCCUAGCAACAGGAGCCCGCACCAUACCACGCAUCGGCAGCUGUCAGCAACAGCUGUGCGCGCGCUUAUCCUCGCCCCUAGCAACAGGAGCCAUUAAAGUUACUACGCCGUGUACUCUCGGCGCAAGAAAUGCAUUCGUAUUUGCCCACGCUUCCCCACGCCCCACCGCGGUGGUCUAGCGGCUAAGGUACUCGGCUGCUGACCCGCAGGUCGCGUGAUCGAAUCCCGGCUGCGGCGGCUGCAUUUCCGAUAGAAGCGGGAAUGUUGUAGGCCCGUGUGCCCAGAUUAGGGUGCACGUUAAAGAAACCCGGGUGGUCGAAAUUUUCGGAGCCCUCCACUACUGCGUCUCUCAUAAUCAUGCGGUGAAUUUGGGGACGUUAAACCCCAGAUAUCCAUCACGAUUCCCUACGGUGAGGUGGGGAAAUUUUUGCAACUAAAUCUGAAUAAAGUGAUAGUGUCCUAUUUCUAGUCUUUUUUUUUCUGAGAUGUACUAAAUUACCAACGGCACCAAGAUACUAACCGCUGUCCGUUAUCAUAGUCUGAGGCAUGUUAAGUAUACCUCUGUUUUUGCGUCUUGUUGCGUUGAAAAACUGUGCAGUUAGAGCAUGAGGUGUUAUGCUUCACCUAAUGUGUUCAAGUGCAAGGUGAAACCAGCUUUACAGUUUACGUCGCAGGAGCAUUUGUUGACGUCGCGAGAGUGCUGGUUUUCCUGCCGGCCUGCACAUAGGCCUCUUCACAGACGGCUACCUGGGCACCGCCAUAACAUUUUCUAGGCUGCGCUAAAUACGCGUGAGCCCUCAAAAGUGCUCUGCCGAGGCAGUGACGUAAGCCUUUGUAUUCCCGCGUACAGCCCAGCAUGACGGCGUUUUUUUCUGUCCUGUGAAAAGGUCUAUAGACUAUCUCAUUUUCGACCUAUCGGUGCCGCCUUAAUCGAAUUUCACAAAAAUAAGUUCAGUUUUGAAUGUCGUGACAUCAAAAUAUGCAGGUCAUGAAACACCUGGCGCAUCCGUAAGGCCGUUUUUAACGCGUUUGAGUACUGUGCGAAUCGUUCAAUUUGCUAAGCAAUUGUCAAAUAGAAGUCUGGUAGUGCCAACGUACUCAAUUAGUAGUAUUAGUAAACUAAUACUAAUAAAUAAAUCCGCUCAUUACAGUUUUCUGAAGGUUUUACUUCAAUUACUUUUGGUGUGAUUAUACAGUUACAUCCCCUGGAACUUGCAAUAAAAGCGAAGUGUCUUCCCACGUACAUGUGGAAGAAAAUUAUAGUGUAGCGCAUUUCUUUAUUUACAUAUAUUUAUCUUUAGUAGUAAAUAAACAUGGAAAUGAUGGUUGAUGAACUAAGAAAGAGAGUGGUUGGGAGAUCACUGAUGAGUUCUUCAAAGCGCUCUUUUCAUUGUGUUGCUUGCGUGCAGCAAGCGUAAAAAACGGUGUGUUGAUCAUACAUAAGGUUGGGGGGGGGGGAUAUGACGAUACUAUGUGCCUUAUUUAACCACAGACGAGUUUUGUUACCCAGCAAAGCAAUACCAAAUCGUGCCUUCUUCUAAGAAAUUGUUGCUUUUGAGUAAAAGUGUUGUCAUACUUCAGGAAUAAAAUGUAUUUUAUCCCAUCGUGCAA
This is a messenger RNA of Rhipicephalus microplus (southern cattle tick), 5883 nucleotides long. RefSeq lists its product as uncharacterized. NCBI's taxonomy places the organism in Eukaryota, Metazoa, Arthropoda, Arachnida, Ixodida, Ixodidae. Gene Ontology annotation, biological process: regulation of transcription by RNA polymerase II; mesoderm formation. Gene Ontology annotation, molecular function: RNA polymerase II cis-regulatory region sequence-specific DNA binding; DNA-binding transcription factor activity, RNA polymerase II-specific; protein dimerization activity. The record is from RefSeq and is a predicted model, not a curated record. Gene Ontology annotation, cellular component: nucleus.